GAGCCGGAGCCGGAGCCGGAGCCGGAGCCGGAGCCGGGGCUGGGGUUGGAGCUGUACCAGUACGGCUCGCCUCGGCUACAGCCACCAGCACCGCCACCGCCGCUGCCUCCCGGCCAGGAGCAGCUGGACUCCCCCGCCUCCGAGCUGGGCCUCAUCAUGAGUGCGGUGCACUCGGUGCUGGACGGUCAGGGCGCCGACGUGGCGCCUCCGCCGGCGACCGGCGCCGAGGCGCCGCCGGCCGGCGCGGCCGACCUCUUCAGCGACGCGGCGCUCCAGCAGGCCAUGGGCAUCACGGACGAGGAGAUGGCCAUGCUGGAACAGCUGGGCUCGUGCCAGCAGCAGGAGCUAGUGUACGACAGCGCGGCGCCUGAACCCGGGCCGGCCCUGGUCGUUGCGUUCGAGACGGCUGACGCGACUCCGGCUCCGGCUCCGGCUCCGGCUUCGGCUCCGGCUCCGGCUCCUGUCGAGCCCGCCGCCCCGGUGUCGGCCCCGGCCGUGUUGGCCAGUCCGGCCGAGCGCCGCCGGGCCGAGGAGGUUCACGGCGAGUUCGAGUGCACCGUCUGCGAGCUGCGCUUCCUAGGCCGGUCAGCACUGCGCCAACACCUGAUGUGGCAACACCGCGCCUCCGCCGACAAGGUGGACAGCAAGACCGAGCAGCACAUGCCACUGCGGGUGGUGCCGCCGGUGGAGCGGGUCGACGCGUGCCGCGUCUGCGGCCAGCUGAUUGCCGACCGGCUGCUACUGACGCUGCACAUGGCCGCCGCGCACGUGCCGCGCGCCGCCGGCCAGCGCGACCCGGCUGCCGGCCAGCGCGACCCGGCCGCCGGCCUGCGCGACCCGGCCGCCGGCCUGCGCGACCCGGCCGCCGGCCUGCGCAGUCAGAUGAGCAGCGCACUGGGCGGCCUCCUGGAGCGGGCGCUGGGCGGACGGCUAAGCGGCGGCCGGGCCGGCCUCGCGCGGGCAGAGGCGAAGGGUGUGGAGCUGGCGCCGGCGCCGGCCUCCGAGGCCGACCCGGCCGGUCGCCAAAGCCUGCCGCAUCCUUGCCACGUCUGCGGGCAGAGGUUUCGGCUGGCGAGCGGGCUCGGCCGCCACAUCGCCGCCGUGCACAGGGACGUGGAGCUGGACCUGGCCCGGCUGGGCGACGUCAAGAAGUGCUCGCUCUGUGGCGUCAUCUUCGAGAACGUGACGUCGCUGUCGCUGCAUGUGCGCAUGGCGCACCGCGACGCCGGCCUCGACCGACAACACCUGGUCGCGCUGGCGUCCCAGCCGGCCGCCGUCGCCGCCAGCCGCGUCCUCUGCCCUAUCUGCGGCGAGAGUCAGCUGAUCGCCGGCGCCGCCGGCCUGGCGCGCCACCUCGCUCUGGCGCACCGCGGCUGGCGCCUCUCGCUCGAGCCCGUGGACGGCGAGGUGAAGUUCACGUGCCGGCCGCUGGCGAGCUCGGCCGCUGCCGUCGUCAAGCCGGUGGUGUUGCGAGGGGCGCAAGACGAAACGGCACGGCCCAGAGGAGCCGCUAGCGCGGGCGACUCGUCCCUGCUCGAUAUAUCGCACUGUCGGCCGCCGGCGACAGUGGCCGCCGACGCUGCGGCCACUGUCGGCGACGAGCAGCAGCAGGGAGACUUCAUGUGUUCCGAGUGCGGCUUGGCCUUCCCGGCACCGGAAAAGGUGAUGGCCCACAUGGAGGAGGAGCACCCACUGGUACCGUCUCGGCCGGAGAGCGACACGGAGGAGAAGGAGGCUGGCGGCGCCGAGCUGAUGCUGAUGCCUCACUGGGCCGAUGCUGAUGCCUCGCUGGGCCCUGCCGUCUGGACGACGUUCUCAGACGGCCUGAUAGCGUCUGUUCCGUACGUGGCGUAG
Pollicipes pollicipes is the source of this 1854-nucleotide messenger RNA. RefSeq names its product zinc finger protein 865. The transcript is spliced from 11 exons. Bases 157 to 1854 code for a protein of 565 amino acids. NCBI's taxonomy places the organism in Eukaryota, Metazoa, Arthropoda, Thecostraca, Pollicipedomorpha, Pollicipedidae. The record is from RefSeq and is a predicted model, not a curated record.